UGCAGCCAUGGAGGAAGUAAGAGUGUUUCCGCUGACUUGUGCCGUGCAGAAUUAUGCAUGGGGGAAAGUUGGACUGGACAGCGAGGUGGCUAAACUGGUGAUUGGUGGAGACCCGCUAGCUGUCAUAGAGGUUGGCAAACAUUAUGCUGAGCUGUGGAUGGGUGCCCACCCGAAAGGUGAUGCUCAGAUUAAAGACAACAGGAUUGCACAGACCACAUUGGGCCAGUGGAUCGCCCACUUCCCCGCCAGUCUGGGCUCCAAGGUCAAAGACACCUUUCAGGGUCAACUGCCCUUCCUCUUGAAAGUCCUCUCUGUCAACACAGCGUUGUCCAUACAGGCCCACCCCAACAGGGAGUUAGCUGCUCGUCUCCACGCUCAGUUUCCGGAGCACUAUCCAGACACUAACCACAAACCAGAGAUGGCCAUUGCUCUCACCCGCUUCCAGGGCCUCUGUGGCUUCAGACCCGUGGAGGAGAUCCUGGGAUUCCUUAAAUCUGUCCCCGAGUUUCAUGCUCUGGUGGGCAACGCGGCCGCGGAGGAACUGCGGUCAGGCAUGGGAGAUGCGGCCCGUACGAGCCAGGCGCUGAAGAAGUGCUUCACCAGGAUGAUGAACUGUGAGAAGAAGGUGUUCGUGGACCAGCUCAACAUGCUGGUGAAGAGAGUCACUGAAGAGGGAGCAGCUGGGAAGGAUACAUCAAGCAGCAAUGGCGACCUGUUGCUCCGCCUCCACUCUCAGUACCCCGGAGACAUCGGCUGCUUCUCCAUCUACUUCCUCAACCUCAUGAUCCUGGAUCCAGGCCAGGCCAUGUUCCUGGGAGCCAGUGAGCCUCAUGCUUACCUCUAUGGAGACUGUAUCGAGUGCAUGGCCUGCUCAGACAACACUGUGAGGGCCGGCCUGACGCCGAAAUACAUCGACGUUAACACGCUGUGUGAGAUGCUGAACUACACCUCCGCCCCGGCCAGCUCCAAAAUUUUCCCGUGUGUUCAGGACCCUUCAGACCCCUGCGUGUCCCUGUACGACCCCCCGGUGCCAGACUUCACUGUCAUGAGGAUACAGGUCCCAGCCUCAGUGAAGCAGUACACUGUGGCGCCGCUCGACUCCGCCAGCAUCGUCCUGGUCAUCGAGGGCGACGCCUCCGCGGCCUCACCUGCCGCGCUCUCCGACAUCACCCUGAGGCGCGGCACCGUCCUGUUCAUCUCGGCCAACGAGAGCGUCUCUCUGCACAUCACCUCCCAGUCGGGGAUGAGUAUGUUUCGAGCCUGCUGCCUCCUGUAGUCGUGAGUCUGUGGCUGUGUGUGAACGCUCAUGCUACCCGUCUGUUCCUCCUCUGGUUUGACUCGGCGAGGUCUACCCUGCUUUAUGGAUUGAGCCCGAUGAUUGCUGUGCACUUUAGUAGGUAGUAUCUAAAAAUGAGCUUUCAGACACAGAGAGUCGAUGCCCGUCUGUGCCCGCUGCCCCCCCCCCCCCCCCCCCCCUUCAACCCAACCCAACCCAAACUUGCCCUGCGUAACAGCUGUGUCACCCUUACACGCCAGCAGCAGUGUUCUCUAGCUUUAAAAUCCAGCAGUAAUCCAGUGCUGCUGGAUUUUAAUACAUUUCAACGGUUCUUCUUUACCAGUAGUAAAUAAAGACAAGUAAUAAAGAUAGGAAAAGGGGGCACAUCCCAAACUCUUGUCAGGUGCUAAGAAUAACAAAACUAGGUCAAACAAAACCUAGCAUGUGGCUGAAACGCUAGAGGGCUUUUCAUUUGAAACAACGCAUACAGGAAGUGGCGACACUCAGCUGAGGCAACUGACUGGCAGCUGACUAAAUGAUGCAACUUCAACAAUUAGUCAGUCGCUUUCUCACAAUCAUAGGACUCGGCCCGCUGUUGUGGUCCAGCCAAAAAAUAAAGGAUGUCUUCAACACUGAGCGGCACCCAAUAUAAAUACUGAUUAUUGAGUGUACAUGACACUGUUACAAUCACUUUAUCCAUAUUAGACUCCUGAUGAAAAACCUGAUAGUUUAACAUCAGACAUUGUUCAUUCUUGACCUCGGAAAACAAUCUCACCAAAAGGUAAAUUUAGCUCAAAGUGAAGUCUUUAAAGUGCCCAGAAAAAUAUAGAAAGGUGCAUCUGAGCUGAUAAAGAUCAUGUUGUAUGAAUCAAAAGCUACUAAAUGGACCUUUUGGUGAGAAUACUGUCAAUAAUAAAUAUAAUAAUGAGAGCUAAUGUGGAUGGAGAAAGUGCUCAGAAGAAAAAUGAAUCAAUGAACAUCUAUACUGUAUAUACAAUUGAGCAGACUCGAUCCACUGAUGAAGACCAUGAGAUGUGGUUGAAAGCUCUGUAAACGGUUAAUGGAUCUUUAGUGGAUGUCACAUUAAAAAUAUUGCUCAUGUGCAAGUUUGUAAUCAGGGUGUUUUAUCGGCUUCCCUUCAGCGCUCUGGACAUUUUAGCUCUUUAUUCUAAUCAAACUUCAGCCAGACGCUCUCCUGUUCCAGCCUGAGGUUAAAAUAACGCACUUCAGCACUGAACCAGGGCGGUGGGGCAAAUUACGUAUGUUUACACUGGUGCAGCACCACUCACUGCUUCUCUACAUCGGCCACCAUCGGAGAGCAUGUCUGUUUAAUGAGCCCGAGCAG
Molecule: messenger RNA, 2621 nt
Organism: Scomber japonicus (chub mackerel)
Lineage: Eukaryota; Metazoa; Chordata; Actinopteri; Scombriformes; Scombridae
Gene: mpi
Product: mannose phosphate isomerase
Exons: 8
Coding region: 8-1276 (422 amino acids)
Biological process (GO): carbohydrate metabolic process; GDP-mannose biosynthetic process
Cellular component (GO): cytosol
Molecular function (GO): mannose-6-phosphate isomerase activity; zinc ion binding
Source: RefSeq, a predicted model, not a curated record